AUGGCGUCAGCGGCUUAUGGGGAAAUUCUCGUCAGGUAUUUUAAGAUAACUCAAGAGCUCGUUAAGGCACCAGACGCUCGGUCGAGAACGACGGAUACAGGCUCUUCAAGCCCUGAAGAGUCCGAAGGGGUUUCUGAGAGAGUUUUAGGGAAAUCAACAGAUUCCGCUGCGCAUACAGAUCCCACAGGAGAUGCCGUGGCUCGGCUUCUUGCACGACAGGCUCAUGCAUUGAUCACAAUUCACAAUGAUUUGACGUCGAGUAAGAGAAUCGUCAACAUCAAUCAGAGUCUCCUUGAAAGAAGAAUCGCAGACUUGAUCUCCAUCUCGUCGUCCAAAUUUUACGCCUACCGAUAUGACCUCCUCCCUGUCGUGUGGCGUCAGAUAUACACUGACGCUUGCAUCCUUGACUCUUUUAGUCUCAUCAUGCAACCCCUCAUAAUCGAUAGCAUUGUCCCAGAUAAGCUUCUAGAUCUUGUCGUUGAGAAGCUUGAUAGAGCACUCAUCACGGCGGGUGGUGGUGGACGACAACAAUGGCUUGAGGACACGAUACGGAUGCUUGAAUUGGCUUGGACGGCGAAUGAGGAACAUAAGAGGCCAACAAAGCGUCAAAGAUAUGACACUUCGACGCAAUGCUUUUCUAACUACCAGCCUCACGGAGAACCAAGGCUCUCACCUACGAGGGAAUGUCCUCAGCGCUCCGGCUGGAUAAUGCCACAGUUUGAAGAAUACAUGAACAGCAACAACGGAGAGCCUCGGCCUAUUAUCUUCACAGAUUUAAUUACAGGGUGGCCUGCUCUCACGGGCCGCCCCUGGAAGGAUCCAGAGUAUCUCCUCUCACAAACCUUUGGGGGGAGACGUCUGGUACCGGUUGAAAUCGGUAGAAGUUAUGUUGAUGAGGGUUGGGGACAAGAACUUAUCCAGUUCCGCGAUUUUCUUGAUCGCUAUGUUACAGGAGAAACAGAUAGCGUUGGCUAUCUUGCCCAGCAUAACCUUUUCCGGCAGAUCCCUUCUCUGCGUAACGACAUAACUAUACCGGACUUCUGCUGGGUCGACGUCCCACCUCAUCCAACAACUCCGUCUCUAAAUCAGCCGCCGGUUGACAUGCCCCAGCUCAACGCCUGGUUCGGCCCAGCGCGCACUAUUACACCUCUUCACACCGACGGCUAUCAUAACCUGCUCUGCCAGGUCGUUGGAACAAAAUAUAUCCGUCUGUAUCCUCCUCGAGCAACAUAUGCUAUGCAGCCGCGGGUAUCUGAGCAUGGUAUUAAUAUGAGCAACACGAGUAGAUUAGAUGUGGGUGUGCUCGAAGAAUGGGAUGAGAAACCGAAAGAUAUGAGUGACGAAGAUGUCCAAAGGAUGAGGAAGCAACUCGAAGGUAUCGAGUAUUGGGAGUGCAUCCUUAAACCAGGAGACACGCUGGUUAUUCCUAUUGGAUGGUGGCAUUAUGUGAGAAGUCUAAGCGUGAGCUUCAGUGUGAGCUUCUGGUGGAAUUAG
Molecule: messenger RNA, 1494 nt
Organism: Fusarium musae
Lineage: Eukaryota; Fungi; Ascomycota; Sordariomycetes; Hypocreales; Nectriaceae
Exons: 1
Coding region: 1-1494 (497 amino acids)
Molecular function (GO): 2-oxoglutarate-dependent dioxygenase activity
Source: RefSeq, a predicted model, not a curated record